CCUUGACAUGAGUCUACCGUAUGAUUCCCAAGUAAUAUCGUAGAACUGACAGCCAUUGGUAAAGUCACGGUAUCGCUCCUGAGUAGCAUACUCCAUUACCCCAAGAAUGCCUCCGUUGCCACCAAGGCGUAUUGCCGGUGAAAGGCCGUAUUACAAGCUUUCUUUAUCCUUACGUACCGUCAUCGAGCUCCUGCAGCAUCCUGUUGAGCCCAAGUUCCUCCCUGCCGAGCUUGAGUUCCUCCCUACGAAUCAUGAAUUCUUCAAGCUGCAGUUUGAUGCUGGCCUGUUCGCGUAGCUUGUUCGCUGAAGGACAAUCCGUGUUGUGGACUGAGCAAUUUGCCAUAGCAGUUGCAUCGUUCU
This is a messenger RNA of Baudoinia panamericana UAMH 10762, 360 nucleotides long. RefSeq lists its product as uncharacterized. The coding region runs from base 107 to 295 and encodes 62 amino acids. The transcript has a single exon. The record is from RefSeq and is a predicted model, not a curated record. Lineage: Eukaryota; Fungi; Ascomycota; Dothideomycetes; Mycosphaerellales; Teratosphaeriaceae.